This is a messenger RNA of Cricetulus griseus (Chinese hamster), 474 nucleotides long. RefSeq names its product eosinophil-associated, ribonuclease A family, member 7 (gene Ear7). Lineage: Eukaryota; Metazoa; Chordata; Mammalia; Rodentia; Cricetidae. The record is from RefSeq and is marked validated. Gene Ontology annotation, molecular function: nucleic acid binding; RNA nuclease activity. Gene Ontology annotation, biological process: innate immune response in mucosa; chemotaxis.
AUGGGUGUGAAGCUGCUUGAGUCCCGACUUUGUCUCCUGCUGCUGCUGGGAUUUUUCAUAAUGGUUGCCUCUUUCCAGAUCCCACGUAAUUUAACCCCUUCCCAGUGGUUUGAAAUCCAACAUGUAAAUAAUAGUACCAUCCUCCAAUGUACUCCUGCAAUGAAGGGAGUCAACAAUUACACAGGACGAUGCAAGAACAUAAAUACUUUUCUUAAUACAAGUUUUGCUGCUGUUGUUAGUGUGUGUGGCAAUAAAAAUACUACUUGCCGCAAUGGCCACACAAAUUGCCAUAAUAGUUCAGCUCCGGUAUCUUUAACUUACUGUAACCUCACAACUUGGUCAAGCAAUUAUACACAAUGUCGAUACCAAACGACACCAGCAACAAAGUUCUACAGAAUUGCUUGUGACAAUAGAAAGCCACAGGACAGUCCUAACUAUCCAGUGGUUCCGGUUCACUUGGAUGGGAUAUUUUAG